Messenger RNA from Salvia hispanica, 2849 nucleotides. RefSeq names its product G-type lectin S-receptor-like serine/threonine-protein kinase At4g27290. NCBI's taxonomy places the organism in Eukaryota, Viridiplantae, Streptophyta, Magnoliopsida, Lamiales, Lamiaceae. The record is from RefSeq and is a predicted model, not a curated record. Gene Ontology annotation, cellular component: plasma membrane. Gene Ontology annotation, molecular function: protein serine/threonine kinase activity; ATP binding. Gene Ontology annotation, biological process: recognition of pollen; protein phosphorylation.
CAUACUGAUUACUGCCAAACAAACACCAUACAAAAUCAUUAAACCCAAGGAAUACUAAUUUGUUUUUUUUUGAAUUUCCUACACAAUGGCUACAUUUCGUUUUCCCUGGCUUGCUGUAAUCCUUCCCCUAAUUUUCCGGCCAAUUACCUCCCAAACAGACUCAAUAACCGCCGACGAAUUCAUCAGAGACGGCGGCGAAACCCUGGUUUCCGCCUCCGGCAAAUUCGCCCUCGGCUUCUUCAGCGCUGGCAACUCCACCAACCGCUACGUCGGCAUCUGGUUCAACAACAUCACCGAAACCACAAUCGUCUGGGUCGCCAACCGGCAGGCUCCGCUCACCGACAAAUCCGGCGUCUUCAAGCUCAUCCCCCCCGGCAUCCUCCUACUCCAGACCAGCGCCAAUGCCACCGUCUGGUCCUCCAACACCACCACCGCCGCCGCUGCCUCCCCCACCGCGCAGCUCCUCGACUCCGGAAACCUAGUCAUUUCCGCCGGAGGCGAGGAUCGCGAUUUCAUCUGGCAGAGCUUCGAUUACCCUACCGAUACGUAUCUCCCCGGCAUGAACCUCGGCUGGAACCUCCUCUCCAAAAAGGAAUUCUACCUGACGUCAUGGAAGAGCUUGGAUGAUCCUGCCAUUGGCGAAUUCAGCUACCACCUCGACCCCACGGGCUACCCGCAGAUAAUCCUCAGGAGAGGCUCCGCCGUUUUAACCAGGAUCGGACCGUGGAACGGGUUCAGCUUCCCCGGGCCGCCCAACCCGAAGGAGGACCCGACUUACAAGCUCACAUUCGUGAUGGAUGAGGAGAAAGUGAUUUACAGAUCUGAUCCAGUCGACACGUCCUUCAUCUCGCGCUACGCGCUGAAUCAAACCGGCGUUGCGCGGAGAUGGACUUGGGUGGAUCGGACUCGCGGAUGGGUGAUCUACUUCAGCUUGCCAUCGGAUAUCUGCGACACUUACGGACUCUGCGGCGCGUAUGGCAGCUGCGACGUGGCAGGCUCGCCGUCGUGCAGGUGCCUGGACGAGGAGCGGUUUGUGCCGAGGCACAGUGAGGGGUGGGUGAGGGCGGAUUGGUCGGACGGCUGCGUGAGGAGGACGAACUUGAGCUGCGAUGGGAGUGAUGUGUUUGUGAGGUAUUCGGGGAUCAAGCUGCCUGAUGCUCGGGAUUCGUGGCAUGAUUCGUCGUUAACGCUUGAUGAUUGCAGAGCAGAGUGCUUGAGGAACUGCUCCUGUAUGGCGUACGCGCAGCUGGAUAUAAAACUGAAGAUUGGAUGCUUGAUUUGGUAUCAUGACUUGAUUGAUAUUAGGACUCUGUCUCAAGAUGGACAGGUUUUUUAUGUGAGGAUGGCUGCUUCUGAGGCUGAGGCUGUGGCUGAUUCUGGCGACGGAAAGAAACGGGAGAUAUUGAUAGCCAGUUUGGUUUCUGUGUUGGGAGUUGUUGCUUUAGUCCUGGCUUUGAGUCUGUGUGUAUGGCGGAGGAAGAUGAAGAAUUACAAAACUCCCAUGGGAGAAGGAAUAUAUGAGAAUCAGUCGGAUUUGCCAUUUUGGGAGUUAUCAGUAAUUCUCGAAGCCACCAAUCAUUUUUCAACUACCAAUUUGCUUGGGGAAGGGGGAUUUGGCCUUGUUUAUAAGGGCAAGCUGGAAGGAGGGCAAGAAAUCGCAGUGAAACGGUUAUCAAAGGAGUCGAGGCAAGGGCUGGACGAACUCAAGAAUGAAGUCAUCUUCAUCUCUAAACUUCAGCAUCGGAAUCUUGUAAAGCUUCUCGGAUGCUGCAUCCAAGGAGAUGAAAGCAUACUCAUAUAUCAAUAUCUGCCUAACAAAAGCUUAGACCUAAUCUUAUUUGAUGAAACAAAGAGUAGAUCUCUUGACUGGCAAAAGCGCUUCGACAUCAUCAAUGGGAUUGCAAGAGGGCUCUUGUAUCUCCAUCAAGAUUCUCCCUUGAGAAUAAUACACCGCGACCUCAAAGCCAGCAACAUCUUGCUGGAUGCUGAGAUGAAUCCCAAGAUAUCAGACUUCGGACUGGCAAGGGGUUUUGGAGGGAAUGAGACUGAAGCUCAGACGCAUCGUGUUGUUGGAACAUAUGGAUACAUGUCACCCGAGUAUGCGAUGGAUGGCAUGUUUUCAAUAAAAUCAGACGUGUUCAGCUUCGGCGUGUUAGCGCUAGAAAUUGUGAGUGGGAAGAAAAACAGAGGAUUUUCCCACACAGACCACAGCCUCAACCUUCUUGGUCAUGCAUGGACACUGUACCAUGAAGGGAGGUUGGCGGAGCUGGUGGACACGUGUCUAAAUGGAGAAUUUGAGUAUGCGGAGGUGGAAAAAUCGAUAAAAGUAGGUCUGCUAUGUGUGCAGCAGAAUCCAGAAGAUCGGCCAAAGAUGUCGAGUGUGGUGUGGAUGUUGGGGAAGGAAGGUGAGAUUCCAGAAGCAAGGCACCCUGGUUUCUUCACAGAAAGAAAACUAGUUAGUGGUGAAGCUGAAGCUGAAGCCUCAACCAAUGAUAUCACUAUUACCAUGCCACACCCCAGAUAGACACCACAAAUGAUGGAGCUGGUCUAAUCUUGCUUCUCAUUGUCACUAUAUUUCAUUCUUCGAUCCAAUCUCAUUUGGUAUCACCCAAAGAAAUGAUGCAGCUGCUUCAAAGCACCCACCAUACCAAAUCUGUUUCGAUGAUGAUUAGCUGAUAAUCUUAGCACAUGCUUGGUAGGGUAGAUAACUCAUCUAGGGAUGAAAUUCUAUCCCUAAAUGAGUUAUCUACCAAAGUAAAAAAGAAAAAAUCAAAUAACUGUUGUCAUACUAUGUACCUCAUUAUUUUUAUUUGGUACUCCCUCCGUCGCAUAAAGUUUGUCCCAUUUAA